Galeopterus variegatus (Sunda flying lemur) is the source of this 2347-nucleotide messenger RNA. It is a transcript of the gene ANKRD34A, whose product is annotated as ankyrin repeat domain 34A. Lineage: Eukaryota; Metazoa; Chordata; Mammalia; Dermoptera; Cynocephalidae. The coding region runs from base 279 to 1769 and encodes 496 amino acids. The transcript has 2 exons. Gene Ontology annotation, molecular function: protein binding. The record is from RefSeq and is a predicted model, not a curated record.
GAGGGACCGGGAUCCGGUGCCGGGGCGUAGAUACUGACACCAAGGGAAUCUGGGUGCCCCUCCUCACGCCAUGUGGGCCCCCGGAAACCCGGCUCCGCCACCCCGACUGCCCCGUGGCCCCGGCCUCAAUCCUGGCCAGGCGGAGAUUCUGCGGACAUUCAGGGAUCGGCUUCGCCACUGAGACCUCAGGCCUCUGCCAGCCACCACCCACACACCCCUAGCCAUCUUCGGCAGGUUCUAUUCCCGGCUGCACCGGUGCCGUCGCCCCAGCCUCAGCUAUGCUGCACACAGAGGGCCACGCUCUUCUUCGGGCCGUGGGUCAGGGUAAGCUACGCUUGGCCCGUUUGCUUCUUGAGGGAGGCGCCUACGUGAAUGAAGGUGAUGCCCAGGGGGAGACUGCAUUAAUGGCGGCCUGUCGGGCCCGCUACGACGACCCUCAGAACAAGGCACGCAUGAUACGCUACCUACUCGAGCAAGGCGCCGACCCCAACAUCGCAGACCGCCUAGGGCGCACGGCGCUCAUGCACGCUUGCGCCGGGGGUGGGGGCGCCGCGGUGGCCUCGCUGCUCCUUGCUCACGGCGCAGACCCCUCGGUCCGAGAUCACGCUGGCGCCUCGGCGCUUGUCCAUGCCCUGGACCGCGGGGACCGCGAGACCCUUGCCACUCUGCUGGACGCCUGCAAGGCCAAGGGCACGGAGGUCAUCAUCAUCACCACUGAUACCUCGCCCUCGGGCACGAAGAAGACCCGGCAGUAUCUCAAUUCCCCACCGUCCCCAGGAGUAGAGGACCCUGCUCCCGCUCUUCCUAGCCCUGGGGUCUGCACAUCGCCUUCGGAAAUUCAACUGCAGACUGCAGGAGGAGGAGGGCGGGAGUUGUUAUCUCCUCGCGCCCAGGAAGAAGAAGAGAAGCGGGACGUAUUUGAAUUCCCUCUUCCUAAGCCCCCUGAAGACCCCUCUCCUUCUGAGCCGCUCCCCAAACCACCUCGUCACCCCCCAAAACCACUCAAAAGACUCAACUCCGAGCCCUGGGGCCUAGUGGCCCCUCCUCAGCCGGUUCCGCCCGCCGAAGGGAGGCCGGGGAUCGAGCGCUUGACAGCCGAAUUCAACGGCCUGUCCCUGACCGGUCGACCCCGUCUUUCUCGACGUCACAGCACUGAAGGCCCAGAGGACCCGCCCCCAUGGGCGGAGAAAGUGACGGGCGUGGGUCCCCUCUCUCGCCGAAACACAGCGCCAGAAGCUCAGGAAUCUGGUCCCCCUUCAGGGCUGAGACAGAAACUGAGCCGCAUGGAGCCGGUGGAGCUCGAUAACCCCGGACAUCUUUGCCCUGACUCGCCAGAGUCCAGCCGCCUGUCCCUGGAACGCCGCCGAUACAGCGCCUCCCCGCUGACCCUCCCUCCAGCCGGCUCAGCUCCCUCUCCUCGCCAGUCCCAGGAGAGUCUGCCGGGGGCCGUAUCUCCGCUGAGCGGACGGAGGCGGAGUCCGGGGCUGCUGGAGCGGAGGGGCUCGGGGACGUUGCUCCUGGACCACAUCUCGCAAACGCGGCCAGGUUUCCUGCCCCCGCUCAAUGUCAGUCCCCACCCUCCCAUCCCCGACAUUCGCCCUCAACCCGGAGGUCGGGCACCUUCGCUGCCUGCCCCUCCGCAUUCCGGGACGCCAGGCUCUCCCAGGACCAAGCGCAAGUUGGUGAGACGUCACUCCAUGCAGACUGAGCAGAUACGCCUGCUAGGGGGCUUCCAGAGUCUAGGCGGGCCAGGGGAGCCAGGGCGCUGAGAGGAAUGAAAGGAGCCAAGGAGGGUGGAGAGAUGAGGACCUUGAUGGGACAGGUGGAAGAACCAGCUCACACACACACCACGGGCAUAGGGGUCUCUUGCAUGUGUUCAUGGGCACGGUGCACUCACAUAUGAGUAAACGUGUCCACAAGCACAACACUCUUAUUAGCAAGGAAGGAUAAGUAUUCUAGUUACUGGGUAUAUAGACACAUGCAUUCGUGCCCUAGUCAUUUCACAUGCAUGUGGGAUUGCUUGUGAACCCACAGGCACAGCACACCAAUUGAACACACAGGGCCACUUGUGCUAGGGUCCCAAACUCACUUGCAUUUUCAGAAGCAGUAGGGAACCCGCUACUUAAGGUGGUCUCUGAUAUCUUUGCCCUCCUGCAGAAGCAAUCCAUUGCUUUCCAUGUAUGCCCUGCAACACAGCCUAUCAUGAUUUUGCACACUCUACCCUCUUCAUGAAUAUCCCACCCCAUUCUGCAGGCCUUGUUUCUCUCCAGGCCUGGCUCCUUGUUCACACUCUGCUUCCAGCCUCAACCAACCACUUUUCAAGAUAUUUUCUUCACUCUUCUUUUUU